GCAUGUGGAGCAGAUGCGCCUCGUCCGGAGGAGACGGGAGCAGCUGAAGCUUCUGGGGGAUUACCUGGGCCUGUGCCGAAGUGGGGCCCUGAAGGAGCUGAGCAAGAGGCUCAACCACAGGAAUUACCUCUUGGAGUCUCCCCACAAGUACAGUGUCGCUGACCUCCAGCAGAUCGCGGACGGGGCGUACGAAGGGUUCCUCGAUGCCCUGAUCGGAUUCGCCUCCCAGCAUGUCUACCACUGUGACCUGUGCACCCAGCGUGGCUUCAUCUGCCAGAUCUGCCACCACCAUGACAUCAUCUUCCCCUUCGAGUUUGACACCACCGUCAGGUGCGGCGAGUGCAAGACCGUUUUCCACCAGAGCUGCCAGGCCGUGGUGAAGGGGGGCUGUCCCCGCUGUGCCCGCCGGCGCAAGUACCAAGAAAGGAGCGCUCUCCUCUAAGCCGCUGCGCCAUCCCCGGCCCGAGACUGUGGAGCAGCGGCUCGCUGGCAGCCCGGCCGCCUGUGGCAUCAGCCUGCAUACUCUCGAGGUGUCCCAGCCGUGUCCCCUGCCGGGAGGACACAGAUGCGACCGGAGCACGAGCCUACCAGACGAAGCCCUCGAGGAUGUCGCCCAGUCCCUCUACCACCCGUCUGCUCCACAAGGUGGGGAUGCCAUCAGAUGCCCCCCCCCCCCCCCCCCGUCCCAGGGGAAGCGGGGAGGGGAGCUUUGCACUAACCAGGCCCCAGCUCACCUCACAGACACGGCACCUCCAUCAGGGCUCUUCAAACACUGUGGAAACCACACUUGGGCACGUGCUCAGUUCCACAUUCCGGAUUCAAAAAAGGUCUAGUUUUUUAAGGUGGGUUUUUUCCCUUCAUAUUUCAAUAGAAAAUAUUUUUUUAUUCUUGACCCUACACAAGUCACCCGAGAAAUCCAGACAUUCUCAUGCGGAGCAAACACGUGGGAACAUUUGGCCUGCGGGCCAAAGGCGGGUGGCUGGGUAGGCAGGCCGCCGCUGGGCCAGAACUGUCAGCUCUACGGGUGCCUUUCCUUCACUCGCGCCUGACACUGCUGCCCACGGCUCAAAUACGACAUGCCAAACCGCCCAGGGGCUGUCGGGGUCGGUCCGAUUACCACCCUCUUCCUCUCCCUCGCCUCUUUUCGCCCUACCCUGCCCUCCUCACCUGAAAAGCCCGUCACCUCUCUCCGCGUCAGAGCCCCCUGGCUCCGCCGUAGCCCGGGCUCUCGGUCCCUGCGGGAGAAGGGAGGGACUCGGAACCAGCACUGUGAGCACUUUGAGCCCUCGCUUGGUCCAGGGCCGGGUCAUCAUCUUGCCCACCCCUCAGCCCCGUGCCCUCCUCACCUACAGCAGACCCAAAGCCAGCCGGGCGGGGCUGCUGCAGACACACUCUCAGGGGGACACCCCCCACCCCCCACCGCCUGACUGACCCCUGCUGGGACAGAGGAAGGCGGGGGGGCCCACAGAGAGGGCAGUGAGCCCAGGCCAGCCUGGGCACCGUGGAGCGGUGACCCCCGUCCUCCCAGGAAGAGUGCCAGCCGUGCUGCGGCGAUGUGUGGGGGCGGCCGCCUCGUGGGAGGGAUGCCUAGCCUCAGUUUACAAAGCCAUGAAUUCACAAAGCUUUGCUGGACUGGCCCGGAGGGGGCGCCACCAGAGACUAGAGAAUUUCCCUGGAGCACGAUUGCCUUUUGAAGGGGUGUGGGGUAGAGUGCGAGCCUGGAAUGGUUUGCAAAGUGAUGUUUAGACCCUGUGGUUUGGGAGCGAUUCCCCUGCUGCCUUCCCCCAUCUCUCCUGGACCCAUCACCCCCCUGACCCCCAGCCCUGGGCCCUCUGGCCAUCCUGUCAGCUCUCAGCUUGGAUUGGGGGCCUCAGGUGGAGACUGCCUUUCACUGUCAAGAGAUGAAUCUACUCCCACCUCUCCCCUGGGGUGAUUCGGCUGCUGAGUCACCUGCCCAGCCCUGUGUAGCUGGAUAAGUUGUGCAAUAGAAGAGAGGAGGUGGUAGGCAGGUGGGGGAGGGGGCUGCCACACAGCCUGUCUGUCCCCUGUCACGGAAACAGUACGCACCUAUGCCCGGCACACCAAAGCCUCCUAAACGGGGAAGCGGAUCCCUAUCCUCAGCCCGCACCCCCACAGCCAGCAUUAAUGCCCCACCGCAGACCCAGCGCGGCCGGCCAGAGCCACAGAUGCCCCAGAUCCCCCAGUGGCCCAGAGCCGGCCUGGGACAGCGGGUGGUGCCGCCCAGGCCGGGCCUCAUCUCAGGCCCUUGAGAACAAUGUGCGCACCAGAAGGUGCCCUAGGAGGCAACAGGAGUGAGGCCCCAGAGGAGCUCGCUUAGGCUGUGUGGGGCUUGCGCCCCCCCCCCCUCCUCCUCCCCCUCCACCCCCACCGGGGAUUAGCAGCAUUAACUACAACUCACCCUCUCCCCAGUACCAGAAAGCUGCUGAUGCUUCCCGAUGAGUUGACUCUUACCCUCUCACCUCCAAUGGAAAGCUGAUGUGAACCUCAGUGGUGCCCACACUAUUUUUAAAACGCCAUUUUAUGCAAUAAACUGUUUUCUAGUGAGGCGCAUUGGCCCCGAACGGCGCUUUGCAAUGUACUGAAGGAACUGCUGCUGUGUGAUUUUUGAAUGAUUUUGCAGUAAAGACCUGAUCUUUCUCA
Herpailurus yagouaroundi (jaguarundi) is the source of this 2661-nucleotide messenger RNA. RefSeq names its product pleckstrin homology and RUN domain containing M1 (gene PLEKHM1). The record is from RefSeq and is a predicted model, not a curated record. The coding region runs from base 14 to 442 and encodes 142 amino acids. NCBI's taxonomy places the organism in Eukaryota, Metazoa, Chordata, Mammalia, Carnivora, Felidae. The transcript is spliced from 4 exons.